Vitis vinifera (wine grape) is the source of this 1032-nucleotide messenger RNA. RefSeq lists its product as uncharacterized. Gene Ontology annotation, biological process: cytoplasmic microtubule organization. Gene Ontology annotation, molecular function: microtubule binding. The transcript has 4 exons. NCBI's taxonomy places the organism in Eukaryota, Viridiplantae, Streptophyta, Magnoliopsida, Vitales, Vitaceae. The coding region runs from base 529 to 819 and encodes 96 amino acids. The record is from RefSeq and is a predicted model, not a curated record.
AUUUUUGGUUUUAAAAAGAAGGUAUUAAUCAUUUAACUGAGAUGAGUGAUUGGUGAUUCAAUCCAAAUGGAAACCCUGGCUAACUAGGAGCUUAAAGUUUUGUUAUUUUUAAAUAAAAUUGGAAAUUGGAUGUUUUUAUCAUUUCUAUAAGCAUGGGAAAAAGAACUUAAGGGAUUUGAAGAAAAUAGAUGUGGAGUUGGACCGUCAAUCUUUAUUUUUAUUUAAUACAAUAGAUGAUAUUGGUUCCUAUAAAGGAAUUAAAGAACAUGAUUUAUAUUAUAUUUCAAAUUCUAAUAAUAUAAACUUAUUUAAAAAAAAAAAAUCGGAAUUUUGUUUAAUCCUGAUAUACAUGAGCAAGUUUUACUAAUCGGAUGCGUAUGUAUGUAAUAUAAUUCUAUUCAUUAAGGAAUCAUAGGAUUUAGUAGGUGGGCCGAGUUUCUAUAUCCAACUCCAAUUCUAACCGUAUUGGGCUCUCGAACCCUACUUAGGGCUCUGCAACUGAAAAAGGGGAAAUCCAGAAGACGAAGAAUGGUGUGCGACAAGUGUGAGAAGAAGCUUUCGAAGGUGAUAGUGCCGGACAAGUGGAAGGAAGGAGCCAGCAACACUACCGAAGGCGGUGGUCGCAAAAUCAACGAGAACAAGCUCCUCUCCAAGAAGAACCGAUGGACUCCUUAUGGGACAACCAAAUGCAUCAUUUGCAAGCAGCAAGUACACCAGGAUGCCAAGUACUGUCACACCUGUGCCUACACAAAAGGAGUGUGUGCAAUGUGUGGGAAGCAAGUGCUGGACACCAAGUUGUAUAAACAAAGCAAUGUAUAAUACGAAGCAGAUACUAGUUGGUGUUCUAUGCUCAACAUUGGCCUUUUUCUCAAGCUUUGGUCUCUAUCAUUAAGUUAGAGCUUACCUAAUUUGUAAUUGAGGCUUCAAAAGGUCACAAACAAUCACUAAUUUGCAUUUUUCCCAUUAUAAUCAUGGUAGUGUCAUGAAAUUCUACUCGUGUAAUCUAAUAUUGCAAGUUGCAACUUGUCAGUC